AUGGUGGGAAACACCACAUCUCCUCCCACUAUUACUGCAGUUGAGAAUACCACAAUCAGUUAUUUGUUGUCCCGGGUUUUGUCCGGUAACAAAAUAUGCAAGGCAACGGCACUUGCUGCAUGUCUUCCCCAGUGGCUUGGCGACAUCGAAGAGAAUAACCCAAUUCCUCCUGAUAUCCCAGAGCUACUAGCUCAUCUUCUGCUCCCAUUUGGCACAUCAUCUACCCUCGAACAAAUCGAGAAGCUCCCACUUCCCGACUCUUUUACUGGUAGUCAGAAGUGGAUGACAAAACUCCACGUCCUCAUGGAUAACAAAGCACAUGAAAAGCUGUUGCAGAAGUUGGAAUCUAUGGGGGAUCAAGAGGUAUCAUUCGAAGAUCUCUGUGAGCAAGAGAACGCUCAAGAAGAUAGGAUGGAUGAUUAUCUUAUCACUGACCCCAAGGGAACCCUACAAUUUGACCAUGAUAUGCGGGAUGUGAUGACCCGGGGCGACAAAGACACAAUGAAAAAGCACCCCGACGUCUUUUACGUGACCGGCUACGUUGCCUGGACGGUUCGAUCUCCUUACUGGAAUGUCGCCUUGGCCACCGAUGAACAAGGUAAUCGACUUCUCUCAGAUGAUGUCUUGGAUAAAGUCCUUCCCAAAUGGAGGCAAAUUCUCACCGGGGAGACGAUCCCGACCCCGAAAUACGGUGUGGUCGAUUCUUUUCGUUCGUGGCUGGCUAGUGAGGAGAAAAAGGCCAGUUAUCUCGGCAAACCUUGGCCAAAUACCCCUAUCAAAAAUGUCUCUUCAGCCUCAGAGCCCAAAUUCGUAAGCCCCAGGACCCCGGAACCCUAUUCUCGCCUUCGCGGCACGAAUGCGAGCGGUCUCUCUCCGCUUGAAUCCACUCCCGAUGUCACCGACGGUGAGCAAACUGAAAUGCUCCGAGAGAUACUCGCAGAAAUUAAAGAAUUGAAGAACAUGAUCAGCCAAAUUACCGACAGGAACGAAGCGCUCGAGUUUACAGAACAUCAAAUGUAUGGAUCUUGGCAUCAGGGCUACCCUCCCAUUCCUCAAGCAAUGCAACCAAACUAUCCCGUGCCACAAGAGGGUCCAUUUGUCGAUGCUCAAUAUUAUGACCCAGUACUUGAGCAAGAUUGGCAACACUGGAACUCACAGUACUAUGACCAAGACCCGACUACCAUGCUAGGCCCCGGACCUGGUUCAGCUCCUCAUAUCUAA
Messenger RNA from Penicillium hordei, 1221 nucleotides. RefSeq lists its product as uncharacterized. The transcript is spliced from 2 exons. The record is from RefSeq and is a predicted model, not a curated record. NCBI's taxonomy places the organism in Eukaryota, Fungi, Ascomycota, Eurotiomycetes, Eurotiales, Aspergillaceae. Bases 1 to 1221 code for a protein of 406 amino acids.